AUCUCCCACCGCAAAUACGAUCAUGCCCACUACCCGGACCUGUUCGAACAGUAUUGCCACAUAACCUCCGCCAGAUGAAGACUGGACCAUGCCAAUCGACCGCACAAACACCAACAAUGGACGGCCUUUAAAGCCCUCGCUGGCAACCACCCGUACCUCAAAAACUCCAAUUACUCCUCGACUCGCAGCCAACAUCGCUUCCGCUACAACUACGCAGUCUACUCGUUCCGUACGUAGUACCGCAUCCACUACACCCCGGGCGGCUACGGCAUCGCAAGAGGAGGUCUCAACGCCAGUCAAGUCAUUCUUGAGCAGCAAUGUCACUCCUCGGUCUUCCUCGAGAAAGUCUCGCGUCGGCGUGAGCAGCACCAACUCCACACCGAGCAGUACGCCCUCCGUUACACCGAGCAGUUCCCGACCAUCAUCUCAUAUCGACCUGCCGUUGAGAGAUCCUGGCCAAGGUUAUAAUGGGCUUGGGACUAAUGGACAGACGGGUGCCCAGAGCUCUAAUCGGCCAAGGAGCACGCUCGGAGGGAAUCAAUAUAUCACGACCCCGACACCAAGACCCCCGAUAGCGAACGUAUAUAACCACACAACCACGGAUCACGCCCUAGGACGAGACAACGGACCACGAUUCUUCCAUGCCAGUGAUGUCCGAGCUCAUGAGCCUGCCCCACAGCCCAAGAAGGCACCCGUUUUCUUUUAUGCGAAUGGUCAGCAAGACGGUAGUCCUAAGAGCCCAUCUUCUCCAUUGUCCUCGGUAGAUAGAGCCUCUUCCUCCAGCAAAUUCUUCCAUGCCGACUCGGUAUCAGAAGGAAGGGGCAACUCGCCAGUUCUCUCUCCACCACUGGGUCCGACUUCACCAGAGCCAUGGAUGAAUACCAAUCCUUUAAACCAGCCGCAACCAGUCCGCCCACUGUCCCCUUCUAAGGAGAACAUCCAUCUUUCUUACCGGAAAGGCGCUUCACAAGUCAUUCGCCCUGCUCUAAACAGAGGUCCAUCCGCAUUAUCCAUCUUGUCAGGUCAAUCGCACACCUCUGAAGCUGUAGACGACCGAUCUAGAAGACGCUCGAGUGUAGCAUCGUCUAUAAUUAGACAGGGACAUGGCAAAAGCGCCAGUCUAUCUUCUAUAGAUAUCACACCCGUAAAAAGCUCUUUGCCAAUAGACUCUCACGGCAUAUCUAGUCCACUUUACAAUGAGAAAAGAGUGAGCAGCAGUGGCUCCCUGGCUGAGAGCAUAGCCUCAGCACCUCCUCCGGGAAUGGAAGCAUUGUCUACCAAUGCAUCGCCAGGACCUAUGAGCCCAACGAAGACACCCGAGGGAAAGAGUGAGCUGGAACGAUUGAAUGAGUUAGCGGCCAAUGCCCGGCGCGAGAGAAAAGUUCUCGACCUCGAGAUCAGCAAUUCCUCCCUACUUGCUAUCAAUCGCCAGCUUGAAAAGGAAGUGCGGAAGCAGAAAGCUGAACUGCGGCGGUUCCGCCGAAUGAGUCGUGCAGGACGAUUCCCAGCAGAUUCUUCAAUGCCUAAUCCGGACUCAUUCUCAGCCAUUGCAGGCGCCGAGCACGGCGAUUUAUCUGACAUGUCAGAAGAGGAAGAGAAAGAGCCUGUGGAGGAGGAGCCAGAUUCCAGCAGCGACUCUUCCAUAGAUGAGACGACUAUGAGCUCUUCUGCUCUCGCAGAACGCGACGCCGACCAUCGCCUCAAGGACGAAAAACGCAUCCAGCUCGAUCUUUCUAAGCACAGGGACCUACUCGUUGACAGCCAAAAGAUGAACCAAAGCCUGAAGCGAUGCCUCAAUUGGACCGAAGAGCUCAUAAAAGAUGCGCAAAAGGCUUUGGCUUACCAGGUUCGCCCCAGUGACGUUAAAUUAGGUGGCCGUGUCCUCGAUGAUGAAGAGGCACCAGAGGCGGGACGUGAUGAUUCCAGGGCACUUUUGAGCCCGUGGACACCGACUUACCAAACCACCGAUCCACUUGAUCGCGUGUCCCUCACACCCUCGGAGCGAACAGACCGUGACAGCGGCAUAGACGUGGAUGGUCUGAAGCCUAUGGGUCCGGACCUCCACAGCGACAUUUCACCACUUGCAUCACCACUUGGUGAAUCCACCCGACAACUUUUUCAACUCGCGGCAGGUCUCGAUGAGACCUACUAAUUUAAACUACCAUUCAAGAAAUUUCCCAUUUCCUAUGUUCUCGAUCGAAUUACUCUGCAAAAUCCCGGCGUUCCUCCAUCUACUCCAGGUUUUACUCUCGUUUACCUUUGCUUUUCCGGUUUUGGCAUAAUCGACCACGGCGCAUCCGGACCUUCACGUUGAGUGCGAUCUCAACGCCCCCACGAAU
Messenger RNA from Aaosphaeria arxii CBS 175.79, 2339 nucleotides. RefSeq lists its product as uncharacterized. The transcript has a single exon. Lineage: Eukaryota; Fungi; Ascomycota; Dothideomycetes; Pleosporales. The record is from RefSeq and is a predicted model, not a curated record. The coding region runs from base 89 to 2152 and encodes 687 amino acids.